Messenger RNA from Aspergillus caelatus, 2673 nucleotides. RefSeq lists its product as uncharacterized. The coding region runs from base 1 to 2673 and encodes 890 amino acids. The transcript is spliced from 3 exons. Gene Ontology annotation, molecular function: catalytic activity. NCBI's taxonomy places the organism in Eukaryota, Fungi, Ascomycota, Eurotiomycetes, Eurotiales, Aspergillaceae. The record is from RefSeq and is a predicted model, not a curated record. Gene Ontology annotation, biological process: nucleoside metabolic process.
AUGCUUCAACAAGACGAAGGAGUUGUACAGCAAACUCGCGCUGGCAAGCCUCCGCCGAACAGCAGCACAGACGAGGAAUCCGACCUAGAAGAGUUCAAAGAGAUAUCUCCCGAGGCUAUCACGGUUGUCGCAGUGAAGUACAGUCUCGAUGAAGAAUUCCGGUGUCGUUGUAUGGCCGCAGGUCCACAGAAAUACAUCUAUUCUUUUGGUCGCAUAGGGAGUCACAGUCUUGUUAUUGCUCGACCCUCUCAAAUGGGCACUGUGAGCGCCGCCCAGUGUGCUGCAACUGUUAGUCAGCAGUUUCCCAACGUACGCUUUGCAAUGAUGGUCGGCAUUGGUGCUGGCAUCCCCAACCCUCCCAGUCGUGACAUUCGUCUCGGCGAUAUCACUGUUAGCAUCCCCAAGGACAAUCAUCCGGGUGUUAUACAAUAUGAUUUCGGAAAAUAUGAGGUAGAUGGCUUCGUUCUUAAAGGGUCUCUCAACAAACCCCCGUCGAUUUUGAUCAGUGCAGACGGCUCAUUGGAAGAAGACGAAAUGAUGGACCGAAGUCCGCUCCGGAAGAUUUUAAGGAGUAUCACAAAAAAGCCUGGAUUUGAGCGACCAGACACUGGCGAUAAUCUAUUCAGGGAAGAUUUUCACCAUGUCGAGAAAGGUAGAGACUGUACCGAAUGUCUUGCACCCGGCACUGCAAAACUCGUUCUUCGUCCAACACGUCGUCGAAAGGAUCCUGUGGUCCAUCGUGGCCUUAUCCUUUCAGGGAGUGGUGUGGUCAAAAACCCUCAGGAUCGGUAUCGCCUAUGCCGGAAUUAUAAUAAUGCGAUUUGCUUCGAAAUGGAGGCUGCCGGCAUUAUGGAUGAAGUCCCUUGCUUAGUAGUCCGAGGAAUAUGUGAUUAUGCAGAUACACAUAAGCAGGAUGGAUGGCAUUACUUCGCUGCAGCGACUGCAGCCUCUUAUUGCAAAGCUGUGCUUUGCAAGUUUGAUAACAAAUCACUAGAGGGAAUAAGCGACAUGAGGGACUCUAUCAGCAAAAGGAUAGCGAUAGUACAAGAAAGUCAGCUUAACAUCCAAAGCGCGGUAGAAGAGAUAGGUGAAAAGAAAGAUCUAGCACGCCUUCCAAUUGCUAAGGGUGCUGCGCUCGACUCCUAUGAGAACCAGCAUUCACAAUGCCUUCCAGGGACAAGAGUUGAGCUUCUUCAGCAAAUUCAACAGUGGGCAGCAUCAACGGAAGGAAAAUGCAUAUUCUGGUUACAAGGCAUGGCAGGUACCGGGAAGUCGACCGUCGCCCGAACUGUAGCCAACGACAUCGGGAACAAAUCAUUCCUCAGAGCAAGCUUCUCUUUUACACGAGGCGAGCAAGAUCGACAAAAUGGCAAACGGCUGUUUCCAACGCUCAUACAGCAACUUCUGACCGUCAUCCCUGGACUGAUCCCUGCGGUGAGGCAGGCAAUUCAAGAUGACCCUCAAAUUUCCGAAAAACCGCUCCAAAUACAGUUCGAGAAGCUACUGUUCCGUCCCAUUCUUGGCUUAAGCCUGGAUUGGAUUAGAAAUGUGAUUAUUGUACUUGAUGCGUUGGACGAAUGUGAAAAUGAAAACGAUAUAAAGCUUAUCCUUCAACUCUUGCCAAAGCUUCAGCAGGCAAAAGCUCUCAAGCUACGUUUUUUUAUCACCAGCAGACCAGAAAUACCUAUCAAACUGGGCUUCCAGGCCAUUGCCGAUCAACAUAAGUAUAUUGUUCUUCAUGAAAUACCCGAAGUGGUGAUCAAGCAUGAUAUCCUCUUGUUUUUAGAGCACAGAUUUUCGAAAAUAAGGCAGGAAUCCUUGCUCAGAGGACGGGCCCUUCCGCCGAAUUGGCCGGGAAAGGAUACUAUCCAGUCAAUAGCUACACUGUCAGUUCCCUUAUUUAUUUUCGCGGCGACCCUGUGUCGUUUCGUUGGGGACAAGAGAUGGACCCCAGAAAAGCGACUCGCAGCAAUAUUCGAGGACCCAGCUAUGCUCUCCGCAUCUGAGAUGGAAAGGGUAUAUUUGCCCAUCCUUAAUCAGGUUAUUUCCGGUCAAACUAAAAGAGAAGAAAAGCAGCUGGUUCAAGAAUUCCAGGCAAUAGUUGGCGCUAUCGUACUGCUGGCCUCCCCGCUUUCAGUCAAUGCACUUGAACAGCUUCUUAAUAUUCCUCGGAAUGACAUAAACAAUCGACUGGAUACAUUUCACUCUGUUCUUGAAAUACCGAGAUCUCCAGAAAUGCCUGUGAAACUGCUACACGUAUCAUUCAGAGAUUUUCUUCUUGAUCCUGACAUUAAAGCAAAAAGUCCAUUUUGGGUGAAUGAGAAAGAAAUGCAUGAAACAAUAACUUUCAAGUGUUUGAAGAUAAUGCAGCGUUUGAAGUUCAAUAUCUGCAACUUACGAACCCUCGGUACAGAGCUCGCAGAUAUUAACCCGCAAUCUAUCCAGCGCUAUAUCAGUCCAGGGUUACAAUAUGCCUGUCAAUACUGGGCAUAUCAUUUGACGAGGACCACUGACCCAGUCGUUCUAAUGAAGGAAGCUUUCCUAUUUCUAUCUAAAUAUCUUCUACCAUGGUUAGAAGCAAUGGCUUUUCUAGGUGUUCUAUCUAAAGCCCUGCAGAUGAUUGAUAUGUUGCAAACCAUUCUUCAGGUGAGGCCAUCUCCAGUACUGAUAUAG